This is a messenger RNA of Rotaria sp. Silwood2, 1035 nucleotides long. The record is from the annotation of a GenBank genome assembly. Lineage: Eukaryota; Metazoa; Rotifera; Eurotatoria; Philodinida; Philodinidae.
AUGUCUAUAUUUUUGACUAAAUUACCAUUUUAUUCAAAAUUACCAAAUUUAACUAAUAAAAGUCAUAUAACAUCAGUUACAUCUAACUAUUUAUCUCGAUUAUUAUUAACUAUUUCUACACAAUCAAAUAUAAAUCAUCAUCAAUAUAAGACAUUUUCAACAAUUAAUUAUGAAGUCAAUAAUCGAUUAGCUUAUAUUACUUUAAAUCGACCAGAAGUUUUAAAUUCUAUUAAUGAUAUAAUGCCUAAAGAACUAUCUGAAUGUGUAGAAAAAGCAAAUGAUGAUCCAUCUGUACAUGUCAUUCUAUUAACUGGUGCUGGUAAAGCAUUUUGUUCAGGAUAUGAUUUAACUCAUUAUGCACAAAAUAAAAAUAAAAAUAAUAAGGCUAUACAAGACAUGCCAUGGGAUCCUAUAAAAGAUUAUCAAUUUAUGAAAAAAAAUACGGAAUAUUUUAUGUCUCUAUUUUAUUCACUUAAACCAACAAUUUGCAAAAUACAUGGUGAUGCUUUAGCUGGUGGUAGUGACAUUGCUUUAUGUUGUGAUAUUAUAUUAAUGGCUAAUGAAGCACGUAUUGGUUACAUGCCAGCUAGAGUUUGGGGUUGUCCAACAACAGCUAUGUGGGUUUAUAAACUUGGUAUUGAAAAAGCUAAAAGAAUGUUAUUAACUGGUGAUAAAAUUACUGGAAUUGAAGCUGAAAAACUUGGACUUGUAUUAAAAUCUGUUCCACAAGAACAAUUAAAUACUGAAGUUGAAAAAUUAGCUCAACGAAUGGCUACCGUACCAAUAAAUCAACUUGCUAUGCAAAAAUUAAUGAUUAAUCAAGCAUUCGAAAAUAUGGGUUUAAAAACAACGCAAAUGUUUGCUACAAUAUUCGAUGGUAUUUCACGUCAUUCUCCAGAAGGUGUUGCAUUUAAGCGUCGAUCAGAGAAUAUAGGAUGGAAAACAGCUGUAAAAGAACGAGAUCUUGGUACAUAUGAUUGGACAGCUGAUGCAUCAAUUGAAAUAAAAAAUGAUUAUAAUAAUGAUAAAUCGUAA